Pistacia vera is the source of this 1230-nucleotide messenger RNA. RefSeq lists its product as uncharacterized. The record is from RefSeq and is a predicted model, not a curated record. Bases 28 to 1047 code for a protein of 339 amino acids. The transcript is spliced from 7 exons. NCBI's taxonomy places the organism in Eukaryota, Viridiplantae, Streptophyta, Magnoliopsida, Sapindales, Anacardiaceae.
GGCGUGGUUAAAAGCUUUAUCACUUUAAUGGGUGGACCAAGUCCAAGUCCAGUUUUAGCUUCAGUGGAUACUCUAUCACCGGCCCACCUCAACAAGGAGUCUUCAGGCGUCAUGGGUACUUCUCCUCUAUGCAGCCCAUCUUCAGAUAAGCGUUUUUGGAGCAAUUUGCGGACCCGGGUUGAUUCGAUUCUCGAGGAUCGCAAUAGAAAACUAUCAGAUGGAGAAAAUCAAGUCAAACUAGAGAAAAUUGGAGAAUCAAAUAGAGCGAAGCGUUUAAAGGAGGAUUCACUGCUUCUGCUAAGAGGGUUUGACUCUGUUGCUCACACUUUGUCUCAGCUUUCUAACAAUAUUGACAAUGCUCUUCAGGGUGCUAGAGAUCUGGCCAAACCGCCCACAUUGACUGAAAUAUUCCACGCUAAAAUCAAGGAAGCAGAGUGUAAAGAAGAGGAAUCAAGAGAGCAACAAAAUCAAGAAGAGACCAACAAGGGAGUGAAGAGGAAGUUUGAUCCUAACGAAAGUUCGGAGGAUCCCCAGAAGGAAAAAGAGCCAAGCCCAAAAGAUAAAAGGAUGAAGAAAACCAAAAAUCUUGCAAUUUCCAUGGCAACAAAAGCAGCUUCACUUGCAAGAGAACUGAAAUCGAUAAAAUCGGACAUGUGUUUCAUGCAAGAGAGAUGCACAUUGCUUGAGGAAGAGAACAGGAUGCUUAGAGAUGGAUUUGAUAAAGGGAUUAGACCAGAGGAAGAUGAUCUGGUGAGGCUUCAAAUGGAGGCUCUGCUUGCGGAGAAAUCCCGAUUAGCAAAUGAAAAUGCGAAUCUGAUUAGAGAAAAUCAGUGCCUUCAUCAGCUGGUAGAGUACCACCAAAUGACCUCCCAAGAUCUCUCUGAAUCAUAUGAGCACGUUCUACAAGGAAUGUGCUUAGACUUUUUAUCUCCAUCAUCGGCCAUAGCAGAUGAUGAUGGUGAUUAUGAAGCGGCGCAAACACCUGCGACAAAGUUGUUUGGUUUACCUACUUCUCUUGAUGAGAGCUUUCGUGAAGAAGAGGAGUAAGUAGUCAUGAAAUGCAACCAUUGGGUUGUUUUGUAUCAAAGCUUUGUUCAGAUUUCAAGUUGCUUUUCACUUGAAAUGUAAAUUUUGAAGCUUUCCUUGCUGAAUAAACUAAUAAAAAAUUGAUCUUUUCUAUAUUUUACAUUUCUCUCCUGGAACCUCCUCUCCACCAUCUUCUUCUUUCGA